UUUAUCUUUUUUUCUUUUAUGAUUUAAUAUGCAGUUCAGCCCAUGUCAGUCUCAGCAAUUCCAGCAUCACCAUUAGGGGGGGAUCAAUUGUGUGAAAAUGGAUUUGAAUGUGUGAAAAUUCUCCCUGCCUCCAAUGAUGCCCAUGGAGGAGUUAUUGUAGACUUGAAGGAGUCUAUGGACUCUGAAGUUUUUGCUACUUUGCUUAGAUCUUCACUUUUACAAUGGAAGCAACAGGGAAAAGAUGGUGUUUGGAUCAAGUUACCUAUAGAGCUUGUCAACCUUGUCGAAACUGCAGUUAAGGAGGGUUUCUGGUACCACCAUGCUGAGCCAAGCUAUCUAAUGCUAGUUUACUGGAUUCCUAAAACUGGUUGCACAAUCCCUCCAAAUGCUUCCCAUCGUGUAGCAGUUGCUGCUAUUGUUUUAAAUGAUAAGAAAGAGGUACUUGUAGUUCAGGAAAAAAGAGGUAGAUUCCAUGGGAUUGGCGUUUGGAAGCUACCUACUGGAGUAGUUGAUGUGGGUGAGGAGAUUUUUGCAGCAGCUAUUAGAGAAGUAAAAGAAGAGACAGGAGUUGAUACAGAAUUUGUGGAAGUACUAGCAUUCGAACAUGCACACAAUUCAUUCUUUGGGAAAUCAGAUAUAUCUUUUCUUUGCAUGCUGCGUCCUCUUUCUUUUGAUAUCAAAAAGCAAGAACUGGAAAUUGAGGCAGCUCAGUGGAUGCCGUUCGAAGAAUUUGCUCUUCAACCUUUUAAUCAGAAGCACGAGCCCUUCAAGUACAUAAUUGAAUUAUGUUUGGCAAAGUUGGAAAGGGUCUAUACUGGAUUCUCUCCACGACCUGUCUCAUCAUAUUUCGUGGAGGACUUGAAUUAUCUAUAUUUGAAUAGCCAUGACUUGGACAAGUCUUCAAAGUCAGUCUUGGACCUGAGUCAAAGUUGAAUUUUGAUACUUCUUUCUUGUAGACUGUUUGUUGUACGUCAAUUUCUCCUUAUAUCAUGAUUUAUACGUGAGCAAGGUUAUAUUUAUAAAUUUUUUAUUUACAAACUCUUAUAAAUUAUACUAUGUAACACGGGUAGUACAUACUACUUAAGCAUAUACUACUUAAGCAUAUACUACCCGUAGUACAUAGUAUAAUUUAAAAAGUUUGUAAACAAAAAGUUUGUAAAUAUAACCUACCCCUUUAUAUGUUAUUUAGAUUUUGAGCAAAACUCACAUACUUGUGAGACUUGGUACCGAAGUUCAUCAUGAUUAAUUUUUACGCAAAACUUAGAAUGAUGUGAGAUUGAUAUUGAUGUUCAAAGAUGAUGACUAAGCUUCUUUCUUCG
This is a messenger RNA of Gastrolobium bilobum, 1319 nucleotides long. Its product is annotated as nudix hydrolase 10-like. Gene Ontology annotation, molecular function: NADH pyrophosphatase activity; NAD binding; ADP-ribose diphosphatase activity. Lineage: Eukaryota; Viridiplantae; Streptophyta; Magnoliopsida; Fabales; Fabaceae. The record is from RefSeq and is a predicted model, not a curated record. The transcript is spliced from 8 exons. Bases 43 to 933 code for a protein of 296 amino acids.